Molecule: messenger RNA, 3474 nt
Organism: Salvelinus sp. IW2-2015
Lineage: Eukaryota; Metazoa; Chordata; Actinopteri; Salmoniformes; Salmonidae
Product: la-related protein 6-like
Biological process (GO): RNA processing
Cellular component (GO): nucleus
Molecular function (GO): mRNA binding
Source: RefSeq, a predicted model, not a curated record
CCUAGUUAAAUAAAGGUUAAAUAAAAUAAAUAAAUAACCCGGUUGUAUACUGUUAAUAAAAAUAUGUGUUUCAUUUUGCUACACAUGGAUGGAGAGAGAGCGAGAUAUGAAGGACAGAGGUUUGAGUCCCCCUGCUGGACAUCAGAUACUGUCAUGUUUUCCAGCUGCUUGUCAACAGUUAAAAGAAGGACAACUGCAUAAUGAAGAGUUGAAUUAACUCAAGGUUGAGUUAACAGGUUUAGUUAACAGGCUAACUCAAGACAAUGAAAAAGUGAAAAGUGAUAAUGAAAUAAUCAUAACAAUGAUUAAAAAAAACACAAGGAUACUAGAAAUGGCUUAGGGUGUUAUUCUUGUUCCAAUAGUGCUGUAUGGUAUUUUAUAUUAAUAAAGCUUUAUAUAAUAAGUAACAGCACAUUAUGUAGUUAUUUAUAUAUGGUCUGUGCUAUCUGGGAUCUUUGGAACAUCCCUAUCCCAUUGAAGUUGACAUUUUAUAUGGUAAAGUUUAGGGUAAAGGUAAGGUUCUGGUAAGGGCUAUGAUUAAGGUUAAGGUAGGGAUUAAAGUUAGGGUUAGAGUUUAGGGUAUGGAUGUCCCAAGGACCCCGGAUAGCACUGACUAUUUAUAUAUGGUGUGGGAUAAUGUCUGUAUGGAAAGGAUAAUAAAAUGCCUACUUGUACAAUAACAAUGUUGCUUAUGGCAUUGUCAUUCAGUUGAAACGUUUUUCUUUACUGUCUUUUGCUUUUAUGUAAAAAACUAAUAUUUACAGUACUGUACAACACCAUAGGCCUAAUUAUAUGUGUAUAUCAAGGUGAUGCCAGAAAUAAAUAAAAAACAUACCGGUUGCCAAAUUGAAGCAAUCUAAAUUAUCUCAAGAUCUGAAGAGUGGGGACCAACCCUCAAAUACAUUUUGGUACAUAUGGAGCUGCUGAAAAUGAUAACAUACCGUUACAUUUCAUGGCUGUUAUUAUAUCCAUCUAUGGGCUUUCCUGAGAUAAUUUGUCUGGUAUAACUUUUCUCUUGUUUCCUUUAUUUCAAGAACAUCCGUUUCUUUAUGUCCAAGUUGUGCCUCCUUUGGAAAGGUUUGAAUUGUUGCAAUAACGUCAGACGGAAGCAAAAUUCCUUUUUUGGUGAUAUCCUGUCAAGAGUUAUUUUAAAUGGCUCGUCAGACAAUUGAAAAGUGUAGCCUAUUUUGAGGCCACACAAACUCGAGAGCUGCAUCGUGAUGAGAGCCCCCGCAGUCUCCACUUGACCGGUGCGGUUCGAGACUAUAAAUUGGCUCGCAGUGGCCAUGGGGAGGACAUGAACACCUGUAUCUGCAAGUAGAUUGUAGUUGGGGAAAUUUGACUAAUCUCGUCAGAGAAGCUUUUCGAAAGCAAGAAGAAAGUCUAAUGUUUCAGGAGGACCAGGGACGGAGAGCAGAAAUGGAGAGCCCCAUAAGUGAAGACAGGCAAGUCAUAUUAUCUAUGAAUUUAUGUUGUUUUAAUUUUUCUACAAGUUGACAAAUUAAAAGGUAUGUCUGGUCAAUGAACGGCUAAAAUUGAAUGCACAAUCUGGGAUAUGAAUGACAUUGACUCUUGAAGAAUAUAGGCCUAUGCCUACUCGUUGUAUAACUGUUAUGCCCAGAAUAACCAAUACUCCAUGGUGUUAUGGUUAUUUGAGUCUUGGUAAACAGAUUCCAGAAUGUGUUUUUCAUUUAACAAAAUAUAGUAAAUGAUGCAUUUAAAUACUGUUAUCAUACAGUAUGGUAAUUGUGGUCUGAAUGUUUAAAAAAACAUUAAUAAUUAUUAUUAUUUUUUUUUUUACAUGAUUUCUCUUAGAUUUAUCUGCCGACCUUUUUACAAGGAAAAUUAUAAAGACAUGGAGUUGGAUGAUUGGUCACCUCCAGAUGCUGAUCUUACACAGAAGAUGGUGACCCAAAUUGAACACUAUCUUUCUGAUGAAAAUCUAGCAAAAGAUGCAUUCCUUUUAAAACAUGUGAAAAGAAACAAGAUGGGUUAUGUGAACAUAAAGCUGCUGACAUCUUUUAAAAAGAUGAAGCCUCUGACCAAAGACUGGCGAGUCACAGCCUACGCCCUAAAUUACUCCUCCAAACUAGAAGUCAACAAGGAGGGCAACAAGGUCCGUCGCAAAGACCCAGUACCAGAGUCCCUCUUGGUUCAGGUGCCCAGCAGACUUCUGUUAAUGUGGAACAUCUCUGCUGAGCUGACCUCUAGUGGCAAUGGUGGUGAUGAAGACAUCCCUGCACCCCAGAGGAGCACUAUGGAAACUGCCAUCACUCUCCUGGAGCCCUUUGGAAGCAUCUGCACAGUGAGGGUGUUCCGGCCGCGGAAGGAGCUCCCACCAGAAGUCCAGAGGUUCGCCUACAGGUACCCUGAGUUGUGCUCCCAGGAAAGUGUUCUGGUAGAGUAUGAGGACUUGGAAGGCGCCGGCAGAGCCUACCACCAGCUGUCCCAGUCCGAGGACUUUGUGAGAGUCGUCCAGAUCGGGAUGACAUCGAAAAAGAAAGCAGGGCAUAAGUUGGGAGGCUGCGUUGAAGACAGAGGUGCCGGUAAAGGUGUAUCAAUCGGCAACCGCUGCUUGGAGCAGCUCCAGUUCCGAGGGGAAGACUCUUCGGCGUGGAGUUCGUCCGGCGAAUCCGAGAUGGCCUCUCCGAUGCACAUGCCUCGGUUCUCCUCGGGCCAGGUAUGCAGGAGCCCCUGGGACAGCCCUCGCUCUAGCCCCUACCACAGCCCCAGGGUCCUCCGGGCACCUCUGCCCACCCCUCCGCGGGUCUCCCCGCUCCUGGCCUCCGAGAUGUGGAGGAGCCCCGACACCAGCCCGGAUCUCAGUCGACGCAACUACGAGAACCCGGCCGAUAGCAGCAGCCUCUGGUUCCAGAGGCGUAAACUGGCUGCGGUGCAAACCUCCUCCCUGGAUGACAGCAGCAGCAGUAAGCAGGGUCGUCUGGGCAUUAAGAGGGUCCUAAUGGGGGAUUCCCUGCCCCCCGGGGUCAUCCGGUUCCCCUACGGGCCAGAUGGGACAAGAGGAUUUCCCAGCUCCUUUGUAGGAAGAACACUUCAGUACACCCUCAAGACAUGACCUCAGACCAAUGCUGUUCAUGUUGUUUGUUAUAUGUUUUAGGAAGUAAUCUAUAGAUUGAUCAUUUUAUAGUCUCGUAUAGACCUGUGUGCAGGGAAAAACUGUAACAAGCAUCUUGAAGGUGAAUUCUAGAAAUAACAUUUAGGGACGGUAUCCCGAAAAUGCGUAGUUCUGGACUAAGAUGCACUUACAGUGGAGUAUCUCCAUUGAACAUGCUAUAAGGACUAGGACUUCUGUUAUGCUGUUAAAUCCUGUGGCUAACAUCUCAACAUCUACCCACACAGUGACUAUAUCUUAACUUCCUAUCUAUCCUCAUUCUAUGACUCAGCUGCAGUUAUUUAUAUUCUUAAAAGGCCCAGUGCAGUCAAAAACGUGAUGUUCUUGUGUUUUAUAUAUAA